This is a messenger RNA of Panicum virgatum (switchgrass), 3656 nucleotides long. Its product is annotated as disease resistance protein RPM1-like. Gene Ontology annotation, biological process: defense response to other organism. Gene Ontology annotation, molecular function: ADP binding. The transcript has 4 exons. NCBI's taxonomy places the organism in Eukaryota, Viridiplantae, Streptophyta, Magnoliopsida, Poales, Poaceae. The record is from RefSeq and is a predicted model, not a curated record. Bases 644 to 3370 code for a protein of 908 amino acids.
UGCGACCCCACCCCCAUGACCACCACCUGCCCCUGCGCCUAGAUCUAACGAAUCUGCGCCCACGAGGCCAGCCCGUCUCCGGCGCAGGCGCAGGCGCAGCACCCGCUCAGCUGGCGGCUCCAUUCAGCUUGGCUCCGACGCAUGAAACUCAUCUCGUCUCUCCUCGUAGUUCUACUGCCAUGUCACUUGUUUUUAAUUGCUGAUGUGCCAUCUCCUUUACUGGGAAAGAAACUUCCAUCCUCAAGCCUUACUCCUAGAUUUUCUUUGACUCCCACCAGGCGUGAAGAACAUCACAACAGCAAGAAACCAAGGAAAACCCAACAUAACCUGCCACAUGCCUUCCCAUUUCCAAGCUAGAAAAUAAGAAAACUUUUACGCGGUUGUAGACUACAGGCAGCUAGCUCCAUUCGUCUCUGCAUUGGGCAUCAUCUUGGCUCCAGUUCUUCUCUGCAGUUGCCACCGCAAACACCAGAUUCUGUUACCUUGUACUUGCAAGUGAGAUGUGCGUACCCUUGAGUUUAACGGCAAUCGAUGCCAAAUUGAAGACCUGAAGAACUGCCCCCAACAUUCAGAUGGAUUGAAGGAUGGACUCCAUCUCAGUGUGACACAAGAACAUCCUGUUGGAAGAACAUAUAUACAAAAUAUGGCAGAAUCAAUACUCCUCGCUCUUACAAAAGUGGGUUACUGUUUGGCUGAACAAGCCGGAACCCAGGUGUUAGAAGAAAUAAAGAAGUUGAGAGAGCUCCCAAGUAAGGUUAGAAAAAUUGAAAGAGAGCUGCGGAUGAUGAAAAGCAGCAUACGGCAGAUUGAUAGUAGGAUUGAUGCUGAAGACCUCCACAGUGAAUGGAUUGUGGAAGUGCGCAAGCUGGCCUACCGUGUCGAAGACAUCAUGGAUAAUUUCACCUAUCAUGCUCUUCAGCUAGAGGGAGAAUCGUUCGUGUUAAGACAGGCUAAGAAACUUCACUACAGUAAGGUUUUUAGAAGCAUUGCUUCUGACAUAACACAGAUAGAGGAGGACAUACAACAUGUUGUGAGCCUGAGAGAGCGGUACAUACAAUUUGACUAUAGUAACCAUCAGCAGGCGGCUGCUGAAGCAUUUGUGCCGCAAGUUCGAUUUCCACAGUUUGUUAAUGAUGGGGAACUUGUUGGGAUCAAUUCCUACAGGGAUCAACUGACUGAUUGGCUGCACAACACCACAGAACAAAAUAAGACGGUGAUAACCGUGUCUGGUAUGGGAGGAUUGGGGAAAACUACACUGGUUGCAAAUGUGUAUGAAAGAGCCAAGAGGGAUUUCCAGGCACAUGCUUGGAUAGCCAUGUCCAAGGCGUACACGGUGGACUCCCUACUGAGAACAUUGAUUAGGAAUAUCGGUGACACGGAAGAGCAAACGGGACCUGACAAGGCUACACCAGAACUGAGAUCAAUAUUGAACAAGAAACUGAAGAAACACAAAACAAUUGUGGUAUUGGAUGAUUUGUGGGAGCAACGAACAUUUUUAGAUAUUAAAGAUUCAUUCAAUGAUGUCGGGGAAAGUCGUAUUGUUAUCACGACAAGAUUAGGCGAUGUGGCUUCUCUUGCAAGACCGGAUCGUCGACUUGAACUCAGAUCCCUGGACAACAAAGAUGCAUAUGAUCUCUUCUGCAAACGGGCCUUUGCCAAUAAUGAAAAUAAUCAGUGCCCCGGAGAUCUUGAGAAGCUGGCUAAAGAUAUUGUGCAAAGAUGUCAAGGCUUGCCACUAGCAAUUGUCUCAAUCGGCAUCCUUUUGUCUUCGAGGCCGCAGAUUGCAUCUGUCUGGACCCAAGUAUAUAAUCAGCUCCGUUACCAGCUAGCCAAGGAUGAUGAUGUGCAGGGAAUCAUAAACCUGAGCUAUCAUGACUUACCUGGAGAGCUCCGGAACUGUUUUCUGUACUGCAGUAUGUUUCCGCAAAACUACUAUCUUUCACGGAGAGAUCUUGUUCUGUUAUGGGUUGCAGAGGGAUUUGCAGUGAAAACUGAAGAGAGCACAGCAGAAGAGGUGGCUGAGGGCUAUCUGAUGGAGCUGAUCCUCAGGAAUAUGCUACAACUUGUGGAGAAGGAUGAGCUUGGCAGGGUCAGCAUAUGUAAGAUGCACGACAUAGUGCGGGACCUGGCUAUGUCUAUAGCUAAGAAGGUGAGAUUUGGUACUACAAACGAUUCUGAUGCAAUGACAAUAGUGGAUAGUGGAAUAAUUCGUCGUCUGUCAACCGGAGUAACUAAUGUAAACAAGCAGAUGCGACUACCACAUCUUCGGACCCUAAUGGCACAUGGAAAUGGAAACAGUACACCUGCAUCAUCACCCGGCACAGUAUGGUCAAUUCUGCUUGAAUCCAGGUACCUUGCUGUUCUUGAGCUCCGAGGUUCGAUGAUCACCGCGGUUCCGUCAUCAGUAGGGCAACUUUUUAAUUUAAGGUAUCUUGGCUUAAGGGAUACAAAAAUUAAGUUUCUGCCACAUUCUGUGGAGAAGCUAUCCAACUUGCUAACUCUUGAUGUCAAAUCAACUUACAUAGAAAGAUUGCCACGGGGAAUUGCAAAGGUCAAGAAACUGAGCCACCUAUUUGCUGACUGCUGUGUUGACAAGAGGGAGCUGGUAUUCGAAUGUCUUAGAGGAGUAGCAGCACCCAGAGCACUAUCAACCUUACAAGAUCUGCAAACUUUUGAGACCGUCCAAGCAAGCAAGGAGUUAGCAGCUCAACUAGAGAGACUGGUGAAACUUGAAAGUUUGUCCGUUGAUAACAUAAGAAAUGAUCAAUGCGCAAUGAUCUUUGCUGCUGUGUCAAAGCUACCAUUACUUUCAAGUUUGUCCCUUUCUGCAAGUAAUGAGGAAGAGGAAUUGUCCCUCAAAGAUCUCAUCCCGACAUCGAACAAGCUCCAGAGGCUGAUUGUAAAGGGGAAGUGGACCGCGGGGACGCUUGAAUGCCCAAUAUUUCAGGAUCAUGGAGGAAAUCUCAACUACCUUGAGAUAAGCUGGUCCAAGCUUGGAGAAGAUACAAUGGAGAAACUUUCAUCCCAUCUACAAAACCUAACAUACUUGAGCCUUAAUAAAGUGACUAUAGUGAAUAGUACACAACAUAUUGUCAUUCGUGCAGGAGGGUUUCCAAAUCUUAAGACCCUUCGCUUGAAGGAUAUGCAUGAGGUUUUAUCAUUGGAGAUCGAAAGUGGUGCCAUUCCCAGCAUCGAAGCAUUGUAUCUUCUGUCUAUGACAAAGUUGGGGACGAUCCCUAAAGGUAUUGAUUCCCUUGGUUCCCUCAAGAAGCUCUGGAUGGUUAAUCUUCAUCCAGAUUUUGGAGACCGAUGGAAGAAUCAUGGAUGGCAACAGAAUGUGUCUCGUAUUAAAGAGGUCCGCAUGAUCUAGGGACUUCGCGUUCCCUGCAUGACUAUGUUAUUAUCAUUUACGACAAGAGGAUCGAGUUCGUAUGUCUGCCUUUUACUUCUACUAGAUACUGUUGUCGCUGUCUGGUGCCUUAGCAUUCAAAUAGCCUAAUAAGGAUAAAUUGCCAUCGUGGUACUUGUUGUGGUUUAAUAUUAUUCAUUGUGUGUAUUAUUUGAUAAAGUAAAACAUUAUCCUUCCUUAGAGAAUGGACAAAGAACUGUGUUGGUUUGUAAUAAUGCUGCGCACUGCGCUUGUUUCUAGCUUACUU